AUGAAGGUUCGACGCAGUUUUCCUAUAGAUAUAGAGUCGCGUAAAGCUGGAGAAAAGUAUUUUAAAGAUUUAUGGUUGGAAACUAAGAGUAAAGCUGUAAAACUUGCAUCAAAUUUUAAAUCAUUCCUUGUUUCAAAUUUUGUGAAUCAAGAAUUGAAUGCUUGUCUCAAAUAUGAUUUUAUAAAACCUGAUGAAUGGGAAAGAUUUGUUGCACAAAAAACUACUCCUGAGUUUUUGGCAAGAAGUGCAAAAGCUAAAGAAAGCAAUGUGAAAAGGAUAUUCAUUACACGUUUAGGUCGAAGUGGAUGGAAGGGUUUAUGGUGGAUUGUUCAAAAUGUGGAAAAUAGUAGAACCACGAGACCGAGACAACAGGUUGACAUGAUCCCAUCAUUGCAUGAAUCUAGUGGUGCAUCUGGUGGACGGUUGACAGAAUACCCACCUAUUAAGGUUAGGAUAGAAUGUGAAUUGCUAGUGAAUGUGGCUGAUACUCAAUUGAUAGUAGCUAAUGGUAUUGCAUGGCCAACAUCUGAAACGGUCAUACAUUCACAACCAAUAAGUACACGUGUGAAAGUACAGGUUGAUGAAAUCUUCAAAAUAUAUGAGAACUUGCCUAUGCAUGCCGUCACACGGACGGAAGAAGUUGAAUAUGUUAAACAUCUUCUACAUACCAUCGUUCAGUGGCCGAGAUAUGCAAUAAAGGUUGUGAACAAGACACCUAGCAAAUCAAAUAGUGGCACGGGAAUGGGGUUGAAUCGCGCCUCACCAUACAUACAUGUUGAUCACAUCAUGACGACUUCAGUUUAUCGUCCACAAUUUGAGGAAAACCACAUUUCUUAUCAACAUGAAAUUAAUGAACAUUUUCAAGGUGGUUUAGUUGAUAUGAUGUUAUCUAUGAAUCCACCACAAGUUCAUUUAAAUGCACCCGAACCGAGAGCCAGACCCUAA
This is a messenger RNA of Lactuca saligna, 945 nucleotides long. The record is from the annotation of a GenBank genome assembly. NCBI's taxonomy places the organism in Eukaryota, Viridiplantae, Streptophyta, Magnoliopsida, Asterales, Asteraceae.